CACUGCGGUGGGCUGUGGGUGUUAACCCUGCAAAACAAGAAAAGCUCACGCGGUGAUGCAAAUGGCACUGACGGCACUGAUGAAUUCAGGGCUGAAGGAGUUAAACUGGUUGGGGAUAGACUACAGAGGAGAUGAUUACUAGUAGAUAAACUCCUUUAAAAUGGUUUGGCUUUCUUGGAAGGGGAGGUUGGUGACUGCAGCCUUUUGUUGCAUCAUUGGUGGUUUAUAUGAAUAAAAGCACAGACUAAAAUAUCUUACAAGUGAACAGAGUAUUUGCCAAGCCCGGGCUUCAGUUAUGGUCUAUGACGAUACCAGUAAGAAAUGGGUGCCAAUCAAACCUGGACAGCAGGGGUUCAGCAGAAUCAACAUAUAUCACAACACGGCCACAAACACCUUCAGGGUUGUUGGAGUUAAACUACAAGAUCAACAAGUAGUGAUUAAUUACUCAAUUGUGAAAGGACUGAAGUACAAUCAAGCAACACCUACCUUUCAUCAAUGGCGCGAUGCACGGCAAGUCUAUGGCUUGAAUUUUGCAAGCAAAGAAGAGGCUACUACGUUCUCCAAUGCAAUGCUGUUUGCUCUGAAUAUAAUGAAUUCACAAGAUGGAGGUCCAGCUGCCCAGCGCCAGGUCCAGAAUGGGCCAUCUCCAGAUGAGAUGGAAGCACAAAGGAGACAAGUGAUGGAGCAGCAGCAACAGCGCCAAGAAUCUCUGGAAAGAAGAACUUCUACCACAGGCCCAGCUCUCCCACCCGGCCAUCCCAGCGGUGCUUCAGUGAUCCCUGCUUCGUCCGGUGGCCCCCCACCUCCGCCACCCCCCCCAGUCCCUCCGCCCCCCAUGGGAGUCGCUCCCCCACCACCACCCCCGCUGCCAGCCGGCGCCGGCCAAGGUGCUGCCAGUGAAGAUGGGUCGGUGUCAGGGCUCGCAGCAGCUCUGGCUGGUGCCAAACUGAGGAGAGUUCAGCGGCCAGAAGAUGGUUCAGGAGGGUCCAGCCCCAGCGGGGUCUCUAAGAGCGAUGCCAAUCGAACAAGUAGUGGAGGAGGCAGCGGAGGACUAAUGGAGGAAAUGAAUAAAUUACUGGCAAAAAGGAGGAAAGCAGCGUCGCAGUCAGACAAGCCAGGUGACAAAAAAGAAGAGGAAAGCCAAAAUGAUGAUGCUAGCACCUCUCCUUCAACCAGUACACGAGGACCCACCCAGCAGCAGCAAAAUUCAUCAGACUCUGGGAAGAAGCCAUGGGAAAGGAGCAAUUCUGUCGAAAAGCCCGUAUCUUCAUUACUGUCUAGAAAUCCAUCCAUGGUGAAGAGCUGUGAAGCUAAGAGCCCCACACAAUCCCACGUGUCUUCUAGGAUGAAGCCAGUGAGCAGCAGCAAUGAUGUGGCUAUGGAUGCCUUAGAUUUUGAUCGGAUGAAACAGGAAAUAUUGGAGGAAGUUGUAAGAGAGUUACACAAAGUGAAAGAGGAGAUAAUUGAUGCCAUACGGCAGGAGUUGAGUAGGAUCAGUACAACAUGAUUGCAAAGCAUUUGGACGGUACUUAAGAAUGCUAGGAAGAUUGAAUCAUUUCCGAGUGUACCCAAGGUCACGCAAGAUGGUGAGAGAGGACACCGGCACUGUCUUUGUUCUUAUACCCUUUUUAUUAGCAGACUCAGCACACUUUGAAGCUUGCUGCUGCCUUGGAUUUGCUUCAUUUUAAAAGUCUUAAUCUAAAGAAUAUUAAAUUUUAAAUUUCUGGAUUUUUUAGAUUUCAUCUGACACUGCACAUUGGAUUUGUCAGCCUUUUUUGUAUUUUGUAUUUGCUUAUUUAAAUGUAUUAUCUUUCUUUUUAGUAGUAGAUAAGAACACACGUGAACCAUUUGCUUUUGAUAGAUGACUUCAAAGUAAUUUUAUUAGUAGUCUGCAAUGUAAAUGAAGAUCCUUUGCCAACAGAAACGUAUUGUGGCAUCACCAGAAGGAAAGAGACAUGUUAGUUGUCAGCCAACAAGUUCUUUGUCUCAGAGUUAUCACAAUAUUAAAAAAAAAAAAAAAAAAGAAAAAGAAAAAUGGUACGUCUGCAUCACAGUAUCUGUGUUCAUAUUGGUAAUAAACUGUUUAUUGUCCACAUG
This is a messenger RNA of Coturnix japonica (Japanese quail), 2097 nucleotides long. It is a transcript of the gene EVL, whose product is annotated as Enah/Vasp-like. Gene Ontology annotation, molecular function: actin binding; SH3 domain binding; profilin binding. NCBI's taxonomy places the organism in Eukaryota, Metazoa, Chordata, Aves, Galliformes, Phasianidae. Gene Ontology annotation, biological process: positive regulation of actin filament polymerization; protein homotetramerization; actin polymerization or depolymerization. The record is from RefSeq and is a predicted model, not a curated record. Gene Ontology annotation, cellular component: cytoskeleton.